CAUAGCCUGACUUUAAUGCAAUCUUCUUGUCGGACAAUGGAACAGCUGUAAAAACUUCAACAGGAGCCGGCGAGUUCUCGCCAUCAUCUCUAAGUUCACCAACAUUAAACAGACCAGUGUUUAAUGCCUCCACAUAAGAUUUCUUAUAAGUUUGUAAAGCGAUGUUACCGGUAACUUCUUGGAAGUUCUCGACUUUUCUCCAUCCUCCAUGGCGAAGUGCAUCGACGUCUGUUGGCUCUUCUAGUUCCCUCUCACGUUUCUUCUUCUUAUGCUUCUUUUUCUGAGAGCUAUCGCCUAAUCCCUUCAGUUUUAGACGGCCAGCCUUUACUUGCUUGUAGCUAUCCGCCAUGUUGAAAAGAACGGAGUAGAGCCCGCGAAGUUACCAGCAGCAGUUAACAACGUAACACUUCUACUUGAUGUGAGCAAUCUCGUUUAUACCCAGUUCAAACAAGAAACAAGAUGGCGAUCAUAGACUUUCGGAAAAUUACAGUAGAGCCUGUUCUUUUCUUUUACAUGCUAUGCACCAUCAUGUCCGUUCAACUUGCGCAGCAACUAGCAUUCAACAAGAUCUGUCAAGAUAAGUAUGACGCCGAAAGAUGCAAAAACCUGACCAAGUCUCAAGAAGAUUUUGUACACGAAAAAACGUCGAAAUGGAUUUUGUAUCAAUCUGUUUCUCUGAUGGUACCUUCUAUUGCUGCCUCCUUGAUCUUGGGUUCCUGGUCAGAUAAAGUCGGCCGUAAAACAGUCCUAAUUCUACCUUCCGUUGGAAGCGUUCUACUGUACAUCAAUUACAUGCUGAAUGUGGGGUAUUUUUCACUUGACGUGAAUUUCAUCCUCAUCGGAGUCUGCAUUUCGGGUUUCUUUGGUGGAUUUGCUACAACACUUCUUGGUGUUUUCUCUUACAUUUCUGAUAUCACUGAUAAAUCUCAGCGAACUCUGAGAGUAGCCAUUCUAGAGUCCAUGAUAUUUUUAGGAGGCACUGUUGGUAACCUAAUCGGUGGCGUGUUAGUGGAACAUCAGGGCUUUAUGGCGGCAUUCGGUUUGUGUUUAGGCUUGAGCGUUGUCGUUAUAUUCUACGUUAGUUUAAUUCUUCCAGAGUCUUACUUCCCGGAAGAAGAUCAGGAAGGAAACUGGGCGUUAGUUGCUGUCCACAAUCACCUCAAGGCUUGCUUUCAAGUUUUAGCUAAGCAACGACCCCGACAUCAGAGACUGAAUUUACUGGUGAUCAUGUUUGGCAUAUUUUUCUUGAUUGUACUAUGUGAGUAGCUUUUGUUAUCAAUCAUUACAGUGCGACUUCUCAAACCGAGCCGCAUAGAAGAAAACCAGUCAAUCAAAUCAUAAACACAAAACAAUGGACUUUAUAUGAUAAGGGUCUGUUUGACCUGAUUACACAACUCCACUGUGUUAUACACACUCUUAGAGAUUCAGUCCUUGACAGCAAAGUGACUAGGGAUAUCUUUACUUCCCCCUGGAUGGGAUGCUAGUCCAUCACAAGGUUAUCCCCA
Orbicella faveolata is the source of this 1505-nucleotide messenger RNA. RefSeq names its product lysosomal proton-coupled steroid conjugate and bile acid symporter SLC46A3-like. NCBI's taxonomy places the organism in Eukaryota, Metazoa, Cnidaria, Anthozoa, Scleractinia, Merulinidae. Gene Ontology annotation, cellular component: membrane. Gene Ontology annotation, molecular function: transmembrane transporter activity. The record is from RefSeq and is a predicted model, not a curated record. Gene Ontology annotation, biological process: transmembrane transport.